AUGAUCAUCACCCAGUCUCAGCGCGUGGCUGACUCGCCAACAGCUGUCCGACUGCAUUACCCCCAGGCAGAAGGCACAGGUCAGGUCGUAGACCCUGGCAAGGUCCUCGUGUCUUUCCUCUUCUCUCCGAUCAACCCACAAGACUUGUUGGUCAUUGCGGGUCGAUAUCCCGUCAAGCCAUCUUACACCCACGACGGCGAGCCCAUUCUAGGGUACGAUGGCGUCGCGCGUGUCGAGGCUGUAGGAGCUGAAUCCUCGUCCCCAAAGUCCCCGACCUCAGCGCUACGGCCCGGCGAUCUCGUCAUCCCGCGCCGCCAUGGACUAGGAACGUGGCGGAGUCAGGCUGUCCUCAACUCUGUCGAUGUCAUCCGCCUUUCACCUACAGACGAUCUCAUCGGCGCGUCACUCCUUCGGAUGGCUUUCCUACCUGCCUACCUUCUCGUCGAGGACAUGAGAACACUGAAACCUGGGGACUGGAUUGUACAGAAUGUAGGAUCUGGGACCAUUGCGCGAUUGGUCGCUCAAUUUGCGCGCAUCAAGGGAGUCCAUACAGUCAGCAUCGUCCGCGAUCGCAGUGCGGAGGCUUUGGAAUCCCUGAAGGCUGAGUUGUUGAAAGAGGGGACUGGAGCCGUUGUCACUGAGUCCGACCUUGAAGAACGAGGUGCCGACGCGCACCCUGCUCUUGCCGACGCAGCGGGCCGCAACCGCGUGGUCCUAGCCAUCGAUGGCGUCUUUGGGGAACCUGGAGAGCGCCUCGCGUCUUUGCUCUCACAGGGAGGGACUUAUGUUAACUACGGGUCCCUUGGCGGGGCAGAUGGGGUUGUGCGUCUGUCGCAACGCCUCUUGUUCUGGUCCGAGAUCAAGUUCCGCAACUUUCGUCUUUCCGAGCAGCUCAAUCAGCGUACACCAGCGCAACUGGAGUCUCUCCUGCUUUGGUUCCAGGUUCUCCUGACUCGGGGAGCUCUAGUGACACCCAAGGUGCAGGUACUUCAAGUCCCGGUGUCGGCCGAGGGGGGAAAUGACCUUGAGCGGAGCAUCAAUGUUGCCGUCUCUCUUAGUCCUGGGGCUGGGGUCGGAAAUGUGAAGCGCGUACUUGGGUUUACCCAUGCUUAG
Molecule: messenger RNA, 1113 nt
Organism: Colletotrichum orchidophilum
Lineage: Eukaryota; Fungi; Ascomycota; Sordariomycetes; Glomerellales; Glomerellaceae
Exons: 1
Coding region: 1-1113 (370 amino acids)
Biological process (GO): fatty acid metabolic process
Cellular component (GO): mitochondrion
Molecular function (GO): trans-2-enoyl-CoA reductase (NADPH) activity
Source: RefSeq, a predicted model, not a curated record